AAGAAUUCUCCCGUUGACCAUCACUUUCAUCACCAGGCACGCAUCAUCUUCUUCCUCCUAGUCCACUGUAGACACUGACAUGGAACGCUAUCUAAGCUGCCAAGUGCCAUCUUUAAUUUCUCAAGAUAGACUAAGAGGCUUCUUCUCUCUCAAUCUCUCUUCCCUCCUUUCUUGUGUCUGUGUUUGAUCAGAGAAGCAGCCCUGGAGUUGAAUGACAGGACCCGGGUUUUAGCCCGUAGUCAAAAGCAAAACUGCCAUUGAAGAAGUUCAGGGCAGAGGAGAUUAUGAUCACUAUCGAUAUUCCUAGUGGUUUGAUUGAAUAAUUCAUGUCUGCAGAGCCCGUUAUUAAACCGGCAGUGCACUUUCUGUCCUUGAAGCCGAGAAUCAACACUAGAAGGCUUGUUUCAGAAGUGUCUGUUCACCGUUGUGCCGGAAAUUUGAGCUUAGGCGGUCUUUGAUCAGUCGAUAACUGGUUCAAAAAUCUGUUUGGCAAACAGUAUUAACCAUCGGAAAUGCUCGUUAGCAGAGCUAUCCUAAUUGUCCUGACCGCAGCCACCAUCAUCCCUGCACCAUUAAUCUCUCUGACCACGGCACACAACUCCACAAGCUGCACCCGGACUUGUGGGGUCCGCACCGUCAGGUACCCUUUUGGCUUCUCUCCUGGCUGCCCCAUACGACUCAACUGCAUCAACAGCACAGGAGACAUCAAAAUUGACAAAUUCCAAGUCCUCGACAUAACCCAGUCGAGCAUCUUCAUCAAACUCCCGACAAGAUGCAACCGCUCGAUCAGUUCAAUCAUGCCUCUCUUCGGUUCAAACUACUCGCCCACUCGGACAAACGGCUUCAUCCUCCAGAACUGCAAGGCCCCACAGAAGGGCUGCUAUGAGCAUACCUGGUUCCUGGAUAUCGGAAACUGCACUGAGAAUCAUAAGGGGGAUAAUGUCAGCUGCUUCUCUCCAGACAACAAGGGGGCUGAUGUCAUUGGGUAUGAGGCUCUAAACACGACCGGCUGCAAGUUCAUCCAAUCUUCAAUUGCAGCAGUGGAUGCCAACUCACUGAUGUUUAAGGCGGUGGAACUAGCUUGGUGGCUCAAAGGCUCUCCUCACGAGAUUUGUGAUGUGAAUGUGAGCAUUGAUAAUGUGACUCUCAUCAACGGCACCAAAGGUAUCCGUUGCAAGUGCGGUGACGGGUUCCAUGGCGAUGGUUUCAUCAAUGGAACCCCUUGUUGGAGAGCUCUUUCAGGUUGCAGCAGUCCGAGAUAUUUUUCCCAUCACUGCGGCCGAACUGCAAAACUGGGAAUUCUCAUGGGAGGGCUUGUUGCAGGCGCUUUCCUAAUAAGUGGUCUAACAGUGAUCUGUUACCUCAUCCUUCGACAUUCAAUCUCUUUGAGAAGCCGAAUGAGCGCGAAACGCCUUUUGCAUGUAGCAGCAGGUAGCACAAGUGUCCCCUUAUACACAUACAAAGAUAUCGAGAGAGCUACGAAUGGAUUCUCUGAGAGACAGAAGCUCGGGAAUGGGGCCUAUGGCACUGUCUAUGGAGGGAUACUCCACAACGAUGAGUGGGUAGCCAUAAAAAGGAUACGACACCGGGAUGCAGACAGUAUCGAUAAAGUCGCGAAUGAGAUCAAGCUCCUUUCCUCAGUUAGCCAUCCAAACCUAGUCCGUCUCCUGGGUUGUUGCAUAGAGGACGGGGAACAGAUCCUCGUUUAUGAGUUCAUGCCUAACGGGACGUUGUUGCAACAUUUAAUGAAAGAGAGGGGGACUGGGCUGCCGUGGACUGUAAGACUCAGGAUCGCGGCUGAAACAGCCCGUGCGAUUGCCUAUCUUCACUCUGAGACGAACCCUCCAAUUUUCCACAGGGACGUCAAGUCUAACAAUAUACUUUUAGAUUCCCAGUACAACUCAAAGGUGGCGGAUUUUGGUCUUUCUCGGCUCGGGAUGACAGAAGCGAAUGAUUCUCACAUCUCCACAGCUCCUCAGGGGACCCCGGGCUAUCUUGAUCCGCAGUACCACCAGCAAUUCCAUCUGUCUGACAAGAGCGAUGUAUACAGUUUCGGGGUAGUCUUAGUUGAGAUCAUUACCGCCCUGAAAGUGAUCGACUUCAGACGUCCCCACAGCGAGGUGAACUUGGCAGCGCUGGCACUGGACAGGAUCAGCAGAGGUUGUGUGGACGAGAUAAUUGAUCCGUCAAUCGACCCGCACUGGGACGCUUGGACGCUUUCUUCCAUACACAAAGUGGCAGAGUUGGCCUUCCGAUGCCUCGCACAUCACUGGGACUUGAGGCCUUCUAUGACUGAAGUGGCAGAAGAGCUUGAACUGAUAUGUUUCAGCGGGUGGGCUGCGCCGGAGGAUAAUAUGACGUGCAUAGGGGGGUCCUCGGUCGCUUCUUCCUCUUGCGCAUCGCCGUAUGGUGGAAGUGAAAAGUCAUUUGGCAGAGGCUUGUCAGCGAAGAAAGGUGGCGGGAGUCGGAGAUUAUCGAUCCAACAAUAUUACAGGAGGCCCGAGUAUUCUCAAAAUUCCACGGGGAACGGGAAGGACAACUCACGGAUUUCUGCUCACAAUUGUCAGUUAAGCGAUAAAAGUUCUCCUUCGGCAGCUGGCUUGUUACAGAAUAUGGUACCUUGAACAACAGAGUCUAUUACGGCAUUCCAUCGAUUUCGUCAGUCAAAAGGCACGGUUUAAGUAUUACCUGUGCCCCUUAUGGUUGAAUAAAAUUAGAAGUCGCUCGACUCUUGAUAGGUAUGGAAAAAAAGCAUUCGAUUAGCAUGUCAUCCAGAUGAUAAUCUAAUGUAUUUGGUUUUAGAGUUAAAGUAGAGUUGAAUUUUGAUUUUAAUUAGGUUGUAAUGAUUGUGUUAUUGAAUUAUUAGUGUGAAAAAAUAAUGCAUA
Molecule: messenger RNA, 2885 nt
Organism: Punica granatum (pomegranate)
Lineage: Eukaryota; Viridiplantae; Streptophyta; Magnoliopsida; Myrtales; Lythraceae
Source: RefSeq, a predicted model, not a curated record